AUUGCUCGUAUUUAUCAACAGGUAAUAGCAAACGUAGUUGCGGAAAUUGCCGUUUGAGAAACAAACAUGGCCGUCUUAAAUUGAAAACAGUGUUUACAAGGUGAAGAAUUUAUAACAUCUUUUCGAGACGACAAUAUGGAUGUUCACUUUUACGUGUGACAGGGUGCCUGCCAAGAAGGCAUUGCAGUUCUUUAGCGAGCGUCUGCAGAACGGUACCGCGGUGAACAGCUGUCCUUCUGAGGUUCUUUUCUGGAGACUUAACUGAUUGCAAUCGGAGAGGCACUCUGCUGCAUUUUGCUAAUUGAUCAGCGCAGUGGAAGGAAAAGAUGAUAGUGCUCGUGAUUUUUGGUACUCUCGUGACACUGUCUUCCGCCCAAUUCCAGCCGCAACCCAGUGGGCGGAUUCUGGAACCUCCUAUACCGACGCUUUGUGCACAAAGAAUUAUCCAUCAACAAUUCAACGGGAAGGGCUAUUACUUCUCGUGGGUUGAUCCGAGGACGAAGGGCCAGGAGAUGGAUUGGCUUGCGAGCAGAAACUUCUGCAGACAACGUUGCAUGGACCUAGUUUCCCUGGAGACCUCCGCCGAGAACGAGUUCAUCAAGAACCGCAUCGUUCAAAACAAGGUGAAGUAUAUCUGGACCUCUGGCCGCCUCUGUGACUUCAAGGGUUGUGACCGACCAGACUUACAACCCCUUCACAUCAACGGCUGGUUCUGGACCGCUGAGUUGCAGAAACUCGCGCCAACUAACGAUCGCAGCCAAAACGAUUGGUCCGAGAGCGGCGGCAUCGGCAAGCCACAACCGGACAAUCGCGAAGCUAUCCAGGGUGGUGCACCUGAGAAUUGUCUGGCGAUUCUCAAUCAGUUCUAUAAUGACGGAGUAAACUGGCACGACGUGGCGUGCCAUCACAAGAAACCGUGGGUUUGCGAAGAAAACGAAUCUCUGCUGAGACACGUUCGUUUUACUAAUCCUACUCUCCGUGUGUAAGGAGAAAGAAAUUUCGGAGAAUGACAGCCCCAUUUCCGGUCGAACGGUUUAAACAUUUACAAAGUCACAUGACAAUAAUUAAAAGCGCGUCUAUGCGUUAGAGAAGCGACUGAGUAGUAUAUAAUAUACGCUCUACAGAGCAUCUUAUUUAUUAUAUCAUGACGUUAUUAAUACCUCAAUAUUUAUUUGAUUGAAAUGAUAGUGCAUGAAUUAUUUAAUGCUUCUUAAACAGGAUUGUACACAUUUCUUAAUAUUGAAAAAUAUCACUAUUCAUAUUCAUGGAUUUAAUCGUAGAUAAAUGGAAAAUUAUAUAGCAAUUCAGGAUUCCUAGGAUACUGUUGUGUAGUUUAUAAAAAAUUAUUUAAAAUUAUAUAUACACAUAUAUUCAUUCAUAAAAUAAUACUAAUAGUACAUUCCAGAUAGUAAUAAAUUUGCCAAUGAAUAUCUCUAUAUAUUUCUUCACUAACAAAAAAUCAUAUUACUUAUUGUAAUUGAUUUUAUGCAGAAGUUUACAAUGUAUAAAAUAUACUUACAUUAUUAAAAUAUAUAUAAUUAUAAUAGA
Molecule: messenger RNA, 1548 nt
Organism: Odontomachus brunneus
Lineage: Eukaryota; Metazoa; Arthropoda; Insecta; Hymenoptera; Formicidae
Exons: 7
Coding region: 327-986 (219 amino acids)
Source: RefSeq, a predicted model, not a curated record